GCAGUGGCUCUCCCACUCCUCUCAUUCCUCCCUGAGCCAGCCAGGGAUUCACAUACCGCCUGUCUGCUGCCUCCCUGCUGCCCGUCUGCUUGCUCGAGCGCCACGCUCUGCUGUUCUGCCUGCUCCCUCGCCCCCAUAUGCAGCUCUCCGUCGGGGGCACGGCUGACAUCCUCUCCCCCCUACACCCCCUCCAGUGCGACACAGCUCCGCGGUGCAGACGCUCGCUGCCUCUCAGCAGUCCCCCGCUCUGCCUGUUCCAGCUCUCAGGUUGUAUCAGUGGAAAAUCAGCACAUCGGCGAGUCAGAGAGAGUGACUGAAGCAAAGAGGGAGAGAGAGAGAGAGAGAGAGAGAGAAAGAGAGAGAGAGAGAGAAAGUGCCUGGAUGAGGUGCAGGAGUCUACUCUCUCUCUUCUGGUCCGUUUGUACGUACAGAAGGGUAGACUGAGAAUUCUUCCUCCAGGAAUCAGCCUUCCUUCACUCUGUAUCUCUUUCUCUGUCAAUCUCUGGGACUCUCAGCAGCGGAGGAGGGUAGAGAACUGGAGGCACAAACCACAGGACUUUGCAGACCGUCAAGUAUCGCCUUGCUAUUUUUGCUUUGCUCUCUCGCCUUCCUCCCAUACACUACUCCUCCUCUUCCAUCUCAAACGCUCCCCUGCCCGCUCCAGCCAGCACACCCACCCACACAAACACACAUAACACACGCACACAGCCGCACACGCUCGCCCAGAGUGACUAUCCAAGGGCGGUCAGACAGACGCAGCAGAAUAUGGAGUCCAAAGGAAACGGACGGUUCUCUCUGUCCAGGUGCAUGCGCUCAGGAGACACUGUUCACGCCAGCGUGGUCGUCACACUUCUGCUCGUGAUUUGGUGUGCUCAGGCGCUUGAGGUGUCAGUGGGGAAGGUGCCUUUUGUGGAAGCAAUGAACGGCAGCACAGUGCUCUUACCCUGCACCUAUUCCAGCUGCAUCGGUAUUAAGAACCUCAACUUCAACUGGCACUACAACAACAAUGGGUCCAUGAUGAAGCUGUGUAAGGGAGUGAUUCCAAUAGAAGGGGUGGAGCCGCGUGUCCAGGUGUUCCAUGAACGGAUCGAGUUUGUGGGCUCAAGCAAAGACAGCAACAUAUCCAUCCUGCUAUUCAAUGUGACCUUCGAAGAUGAGGGAGAAUACACUUGCUUCGCCAAGAACCCGAAGGAGAAGGACCGUAACCACAGUGCCAUCUUUACUCUCUUUGUGGUGGAUGAAUUGAAAGUGGUGGACAACACUGUGACUGUCAUCAUCUUGUCUGUCGUGGGUGGAGUCAUUGGCCUGGUCAUCGUUGUCAUGGUUAUCAAGACUGUGGUGCUCUUCAUCCUAAAAAAGUCGGCAGAGAAGAAUAAAGAGUGCCUUGUGAGCUCAGGACAGGACAACACAGAAAAUGGCCUCAAAACAGCCAAAGCGGACAACAAAGCAACACCAAAGGCAUGAAACAUAUGGGCCUAUAUGUAUGUAUAGAUGUGUGUAUGUACAUAUACAUAUUAUAUAUGUACACAUGCAAAUAUACUGAACAGACAGAGAAAGAAAAAGGUUAUUUAUUGAUGAACUGUUUAUCUUCUUUAUGUAAUAACACAAACAAAUGUGAAAUACAAUGUAAAAUGUAUAUUUUGAGGAAAGGGGAUCGUCCAGGCUGGAUCAGACUCAGUCCAAUGACACUCUCCCUUAUGCAGGGAGCCAAAAAUGCCCUCAUUGAACUACAGUAUAUUUAACGUUUACAGAGUCCUUUUGACAAAAAAAGGUUUUUCCUUAAAAAGAUAAUGGAGAACAAAUUAUAUACAGUAUCAAUUGUGCCUAUUUAAUAUGAUACACAUUAACUAAAAUGUGUUAAUUAAACUAUUUUACCAACACAUACUACAGUCACUGAGGUAAAGAUCGUUCAUUAGAUCUACAUCCUGAAUCAAAAUACUUUUCUUAGGCAUUUGAAGGCUAAGCAGUGGGCUGUUUUAUUGUAAAUUGGCAUUAGUCUGUGGAGGAAAGGAAUGUAAUGAAGAAGAGGAGAAUGGAGGGGUCAUUGGAUUUAUUGAUAGAUCGAGUCCACCACUGGUUUGAUUCUUGUUUUGCUUUAGAUGAAACACAGGUGCCUGUAUUCACAUCCUGCUCUCUUUGCUUUUAGGGAGCCAUAAUAACGCUAUUAAAAAAAGAAAAGAAAAAACACAGAAAAAUAGAAACAGAUGAAAACUAUAAUGACCUUGACUAAAGACAAUCCCCAGAAACCCAUCUCCCUCUAGUAAUGAAUGAAAUGUUAUGAUGCUGCUUCUAACAAAUAACCAAUGCAUUUUUUAAGCAUGUGAUCUUUUUUUAAUUAUAUUAAUAUAUAUAUAUAUAUAUAUCUAUACUUAUACAUGUAUGCAACACAUUCAUACCACAGGAGAGGCUGCUGUCUAGAUUACGGUCUGUGUCUGUAUGUACAGUGAAUCUGUAGGCUCUUUGUCAUUUAUUCACACCCAUGCUGUGUUAAUAUAGUCAUUGGCCCAAUUUAACAUUAUUCCCCCCGACUUCAACAGCCUAAAACAUUGUUCGGUGGCCGAUGCCAACAACCAAAUUUGUUGGCCAUCUUCACCUCCUAAUCUUGUGUAGUUCCAGUAUUCAAAACGGCCCAUGACAGCUGUGCAUGAUGUCAUUAUUUAUGAAUGUCCGCUGUUGUUCCUCAAAAUACAACUGUGGGAGUGUGAAUCUGAAAUAUGGAAUGUAGUAUUACAAAGAUCAAUUGUCCCUUAUGACUCUGCCCACUGAAUAAUGAAUGUCCUAUUUCAUUCUGUAGUGCAAACCAUUAAGUUCUGAAAGCUAUAUUCUCCCAUCACAAACCAGGCCAAACCUUAACAUCCCAGUGUUAAUGUCUUUGUUUAAUUUCAAACACGUUUCCAAUCUCUAUCUUUUACAAUUCUGUGUUGCCAUUUGAAAUUAACAGCUAUAAUUGCAUUGAUCGAACUGUGAAUGAAUGUGAACUUCGUAAGGUUUUCUGAGGUGAAACUGAAAUAGGCCCCUCCACCGCUUAAUUUCCCCUCUCCUAGCCCAGGUUUAGACACUGUACAGGGAUUAAGGAAGAGGGGGAUUCUGUUGACUUGGGUAUGACUGGCACUUUACUCUUACAGAAUAUCCUUAUGAACAUCUGGAAUGUGGCUGAUGCAAGUAUAUGGUGAAAGCAUCUUAGAUUAGUUAGUUGUUGACAACUAGUCCAUCCAGGGAUAAUCCUUUAUAGACUACCCUCAGUCUCUUCCCUCACUCCCUGUUGAGGUCAUCGCCUUCAGAAUGGUCUUCCUCAUCACUUCACAUAACAGCAGCUUUUAGAUUCAGGAACCCUGGCGAUGCGGUGCACCGGGGAUUGAUUGCAGACAGAGCACUGCCGCGGUCCUACCCAUAUUCCGUGGUUGUGAUUGUCCUUAUUGGGCCACCAUACUGUAUUAGUGGCACUGGAUCUACCUGUGCCAUGUACUGUGAUGUUUUAACAUUAGAGAGCACGGGCUGACUUCAUACCGCCACGAAAACAGCGGGUCACUACGAAAACACAGAGGUUGGCAUGGGCACGGUCUGACCUGGUUGACUUGCGGUCUUACGCUUUACCAUCACCGUGGUUACCAUGUGCACCUGUGAGCAAUAAGAUCCACAACUUUAAUGAACUUGUGUGGCUGUGAAACAGAUGAUGCAAUAACCUGCUCAUUAACCUAGAUAUCGGGUAUGGCGGCGUGCUGAAGGGCUAUGCACUGAUGUACCAACUGUCUCUAUUGAUGGAGUCCAUGUCUAUUGUAUUGCCCCAUAGAAAAUUUGUCACACACAUAGAUACAGCCACACACACAGAAUUGGUUGCGUGUAAAGUCAACGAAGCAUCACUACUUCUGAAAUUGGAGGAAAUGCAUGCCAGCCCUGCCUCAGAGAGUGAAGCAAUACUAUUCAGCUAGUCCUUUUUCAGUGAGUCAGUCAGUAUCCGUCAUUACUAUUCAGCGGGUCUUUGUCCAUCAGUAUCCUUGUAUAAUGUAUUCAGAAGGAUCAUGUCGAUGAAGACAUUGAUUCAUCAGGCUAGUUGUUUUAUUUGUACUGUGUUGUUUGCGGAGUUGUUUUCUCAUCUGUAACUUUCACCAGACCUGCGAAUGUCCACAAAAAUAUGUUGUCUUAUUUUCACAUUAGUAAUAAUACUAUAACAUAAUAUAUAGUGAUAGCAAUACUAUAUAGUAUACUAUACAUUAUGCUAUAUGUAUUAAUAUUGCAUAAUUACUGCAGUAUUUAUAUAUUUUUAUUUAUACUUGCAGCACCGUCAUUCUUCCCUCUUAUCUGCUUGAGUAUCUGUAGAACAUCGUCUGUUCAAGCCCCUUGUUACAUAGAGUUGCACUAGCUCUGAGCUCGACUAGCCAUGUCUGGGCCGAGAUCCACAAGCUCUGAGCAUGAUUGUGCAUGUCUGAGCUUCCGGACACAACAGUGAGCGAACUCUGUGUUGCUGUAGAGGGCGUUCGCACAACCGCAGUGAUGCAGUGUGGACUGCAUGUCGUGGUAGAAUGAAAGCUCAGGCCUGCCUCAGUGUGGUGCAUUCACACAGCUUGUGUAAACCAGUGCUCAGACACGACACAGAGAGCUACAGUAGGGGUGGGGCUAUUAUCAUAGGAUUAAUGCAAUGUUAUUAGGCACCCAUUCGAUUUGAUUAACUGAACCCUAGUGCAUGUAGUGACAGAGCACAGACAAGCAGGAUGCAUCUGAAAAAAGGUAAAGAAUAAUAUAAAGAUCAAUAGCUCAUGUUCAGUGUUAUCAAAAUACUUAUUCACCAUGACAAAUCAACGCUUAUAAAUGUUCUGAAUUCUCUGUAACUGAAAUAUGAACAACACAAUUAGCUACACACAUUUAUUUAUCCAGUUUAAAGACUAGGGACAAAAUGUAUUCUGUCCUAAACAUUGUUUACUACAUCAGAUGAUAAUCUGAUUUGUUACUAAUAUGGUUUUCCUGGGGCCCACUGCCUAAACGACUCCUACUCACACUGCCAAGCCAAGAGUUUGUGAAGUCUGCUCUCUGCUUCCCACAUUCCAGUGCAGAGAAUACCCAGAGUAGACCUGCAGUAUACAGCAGAGUAGAGUAUGGUAUCUCUGGGCAAACUGCAUUUUAAAACUGCUUUUCUAAAGGCUUGGCUGUGCCAUUUUAGCCCACCAAUGCUAAAAAAAAAACAUUGAUUUUAAUCUUCUUACAAUGGGUGUACAUUUGUAGCCAAUUCAAGCUACCCCAUUAGUUUACUGUAUAUUAUAACAGAUAGGAAUUUUACACUGAGCUCAUACGUGGCCAGAUCACUGCCUGUUAGGAUCAUAGGUGUACACCGUUUUUACCCCAAUCGUCCUCUGCACCGAGGAGCUACCCAGGGUCGCGAAAGAACUCUUUUCACUCACAGGCCUCACCUACAGGGGUUAUUGUCUGCGGUUGCUAGAGCCACCAAACAACCGGCCUUGUAGUGACACGUUCACGUCUCUAUAACAGAUGACUGAGUCCAGUACACAGUCUGUAUGUUCGAGCUAGACAGUUGCACUUCUUUGUUCUGCUAAAUUGUAUAAACUGUUAUUAGCCCAAACCGAGGCCUGGGGCAAAUGUGGCUUGUGCAGCGGAAAACAACUAGCCUACUUAACCGCCAAAAUACACGCGCUUACCGUGAAGCCCUGACUGGCGUUAGUCCUUGGCAUCCGACACAAUGUUUCCUUUAAAAUCUCCAAAAGUGAAUGUGGAAACCUGUCUCCCCUCCCUCUGAUUCCUCUGUUUCUGUAACAAUGUCCCCCCAUCCUCCCUUAUCAUGACUAUGCACCUCAAUUGUUUUUUUGUCUCUGGAUUGUGACAACAACAAAAUAAGAUGAAAAAGAAAAUAAAAGUUUGCAUAAAACGUGU
Messenger RNA from Esox lucius (northern pike), 5880 nucleotides. It is a transcript of the gene scn4ba, whose product is annotated as sodium channel, voltage-gated, type IV, beta a. The transcript is spliced from 5 exons. Lineage: Eukaryota; Metazoa; Chordata; Actinopteri; Esociformes; Esocidae. Gene Ontology annotation, molecular function: sodium channel regulator activity; transmembrane transporter binding. The record is from RefSeq and is a predicted model, not a curated record. Gene Ontology annotation, biological process: regulation of ventricular cardiac muscle cell membrane repolarization; cardiac muscle cell action potential involved in contraction; regulation of sodium ion transmembrane transporter activity. Gene Ontology annotation, cellular component: membrane; voltage-gated sodium channel complex. Bases 766 to 1464 code for a protein of 232 amino acids.